Dictyostelium purpureum is the source of this 3540-nucleotide messenger RNA. RefSeq lists its product as uncharacterized. The transcript has 3 exons. Bases 1 to 3540 code for a protein of 1179 amino acids. Gene Ontology annotation, molecular function: protein binding. Lineage: Eukaryota; Evosea; Eumycetozoa; Dictyosteliales; Dictyosteliaceae. The record is from RefSeq and is a predicted model, not a curated record.
AUGGAUAUUAUUAAUAAUGAAGUAAAUAAUAAAAAUAUUAUAAAUAAUAAUAAUAAUAAUAAUAAUAAUAUAAAUAAAAAAAACAAUAGUAUUAAUAGCAAUAAUAGUAUUGAUAUGAUUGAUGAUAUAAUAAAAAAUAAAAGUGAAAAUUUAAAUAAUAGUAAAAAUAAUAUGACCAUCUCAAUAAAAAACGGUUCAAUAAAUAGCAGUAAAUCAUACCAACUAUAUUCAAGUUUAGAUUCUGCAUUAAAUUCACAAGAAAAUAAUGAUAUUGACCAAGAUUUAUUAGAUGGAAUUGAUGAUAUAUCAUCAUUUGAUGAAAACGAUCCAGAUUCUAUAUUUAAUGAUUUACAUAUGGGUUAUGAAAACAAUUUAGAUGAAAAAAUAAUCAUAGAACUAGAUCAACAAUUUAGAGAAAAAUUACAAAAUGCAAAUGGAGGAUCCCUAUCAACAAAGAACGAUUUAAGACAAAAGAAUGCAAUUAGUAAAAAGUACGGUCAUGGUUAUGAAGAUGAAAUGGAUGAAGAUGAUGAAGACUACGAUGAAUACAACGAACAAGAUAUCAAUGGAUGUGAAGAUGACUUAUCAACCGACUCAACGAGUUCAUUUAUGGAUUCAGAUAGUGAACAUGAAAACAUCGAAAACGAAUUGGCAUCCAGCGGCUCAAAUAACUCGAAUGAAGAAGAAGACAAUGGUCAAUUUUUGAAUAUAGAAGCCGAGCUAAAAGAGAAUAGGGAAACUUUAAAGAAUGCUAAAAAAACAAUUGCCUCUUUGAUCGAACAAAUUUCAGAUUACCAAACACUAAUAGAGGAGGAGAAAGAAAGGGAAAAAGAUGAAUUGGUUCAACACUAUAACCAGCAGUUAGAAGAGAUGGCAUCUAUAAUUAAUGGGCUAAAGAGGGAAAAGGCUUCAAUUACCAACAACAAUAUAAAAAAUUUAGAAACUUUGAUGAAGGAGAUUGAAAUCAUUGAAGAGAGUAACGAUAGUUUGAAACAAUCUUUGGAAAAAGAAAAAUUAGAGAAUAUUAAAGCCAUGGAAACUAUAUACCAACUCAAAGAAGAAAUGCUUAAAAAGCAAUUUAAUAAUGAAGUAGCCAACAGUAAUCACAUGGCUCUCUUCUCAGAGAAAAUAUUUUCUCAAGUAGUACUUGAGUUUCAAGUCGAGAAUGGUAGUAUAGCAAAUGUUAAAAUGGUACAGAAACAACCAAAUGGGGCAGCUACAGAUCAAAUAACUAUAAACCAAUCUUUUAUUGAAAUUGAAAAUGAAAAAAAUGAACUGAUGAAAAAGUUAAUCACUGAAAAGGAAGAAAAGGAUAAUUUAGAAAAAACCUUACAAGAAGAGAAAAAGAAAAAUGAAACCAGCAAGUCAUCAAUUGAAGAACUUGUAAAAAAUAUUAAAAAACUUAUUAAAGACCAUACAAAUGUACUAAAAGAAUUAGAAGAGGAAAAAUCAAAUAGUCAAUCAAAAACUGAUCAAAUUAACCAAUUAAAACUAAAAGGUUUCAAUACAUCAAUUGCAUCUAAUAAUAGUUCAAAGCCCAAACUUCUUCAUAGAACCAGCACAUCAAUAGAGAUUACACAUAAUAGAUCAGGUACAUUUGGUAGUAAUAAAAAACACAAUGAUGACAACAAUAAUGUAGAAGAUAACUCUUCAGUAGGCAAUAAUAGCAGUUUAGAUUUACGAUCACUAAUAUCACCAACAAGAAAAGCAUCAUUAGCACUUCCACCAAAACCAAUAAAGAUUUCAAGUCCAAAUAGUUUAGGUAACAAUGGUCUCCAUGUAUCUUUUGAAAACAAAUCACAACCAGUAUCACCAAUUCAUUCACCAUCAUCUCUUCAAACAAUCACAAAUAAUAAAGAGCAAUCCAAUGGAAAUCAAGAAGAGAGACCUAAACUUACAAAAAGAGAAAGUAGCACUAAACUAUUAAAGAGGAGCUCAGCUUUAUUAGAUUUGAAAAUAGAAAAACUAGCACCAUACAAUGAAUACAUGAUUUCAUGGAUUAAUCAUGACCCAGCACCAGCACCAAUCCAAUGUCUUGUUGAAGUUGGAAAGAAUGUUUGGGUAGGAUGUAGUGAUGGUUCCAUUAGAAUUAUUGACAAAGUGUCACAUGCCACAUUAUCAACUAAAAGUGCACAUUCGCCUAAUGGAAUUUAUAUAAUGAUUUGCGUAGGUAAAACUGUAUGGAGCUGUAGUAGGGAUUCAAAAAUUAAAGUUUGGAGUGCAAAAUCUGGAAAGCUACUUAAAGAACUCUCUGGUCACUAUAGCCAUGUUACUGCCUUGUUACUGGUUAAUCAAACUGUUUGGAGUAUAAGUGCCGACAUGACAAUACGUAUAUGGAGCACCUCAUCUUAUAAAUGUAUAAAGAAAAUAGAAACAAAGAACUAUCUUGUAUCAAUGGUACUACUCGGUAAUGAAGUCUGGAUCGGUACAGAAAGCACAAUUUUAAGAUGGAAUAUAGAAACAUAUGAACAGAUUGGUAUGCUUCAAGGCCACAAGAAGAUGGUACAUUGCCUAAUUGUAGUCGAUAAUAAGGUAUGGAGUUGUUCAAGUGAUUGCCUGAUAUGUGUAUGGGACCCAGAAACAAGCAUGUGCAUUAAACAAUUCAAAGAUCAUUCAAGUAGAGUUUUUUAUCUACUUUGUGUAAACAAUUAUGUUUGGUCCUGUGCAUGGGAUAAAACAAUAAAGAUUCACAACUCCAAAACCAUGGAACUUGUUAGAGAAAUUGAACCUAUUCAUAGAGAUGCCCUUAGCUGUUUAAUUUCAAUUAUUCCAAAUGACUCUGCACCAACUGAAAUCUGGAGUGGCUCAUGGGACCAAACCAUAGUUGUAUGGAAAUCAUCACCAACUGUAUCCCCUGUACCAUUAUCACCAAUUCAAACCGAUAUUAUUAAUACUGCAAAUGCUCUUAUUGACAGUCUUCCCCCACCACCAUCAAAUACAGCUAAAACCUCACCUACAGGUAUUCAAAACGGUAAACAUAAGAAAUCCCAUAGUGCCACAAGUGCAAACUCUACACCAAAGCAACCAAUGAUUAAUAACCAUACCAACCCAUCAGCACCAAAGAAUGGAAAUGAUAACUCGGAAAAAAGUACAAAAAGAGGUUCUGUACGAUUAACCAAUUUAUUUUUUGGUGGUGGACACUCAUCAUCAAACCAUCAACACAACAACAAUCAUAAUAGUAAAGACGGUAUAGUUGGAAGUCAAAGCACACCAAACUUUAAAUCCAUACCUCCAGGUAGCGAUAACCAUAGCAACUGUAGUAGUGUAUAUAAUAAUAGUCUAAAUAACAGUGGAAGCACCAGUGCAAACCUAUCAACUAGUAAUAGUAUAGAUGAUGAAUUAGCAAAAUAUUUAAGUAAACACCAACAUCAACUAGAAAAAGUAAUCUCUAAUCAAAUGAAUCCAGUUUGUUCAAUCUGUCAAACUAAAAUCAAACCAAAGAAACCAAUUUAUCAAUGUAAACUAUGUGCUAAUCAAAUUCAUUGUGAUUGUUUACAAAAAAGUUAUAAUAAUCCAUGCUCUGCAACUUUAGAUAGAUAA